AUGGACAGCAAAAUUUCCCUUCCGCCUUAUAGCGAUGAAGGUCAUUUCACUCCCAAGACCCAUGUUGCGCCUCGGCCAUCAGUUUGGAGAAGUCUCAUUCGAACACUUCUCAUGCUUGUCGCCAUCUUUUCUUGUGCCAGUACUCUUUGGACCUUGAGCGAUCAUAUGGAAUCAGGAAGAUCACCUUGGAGUAUCUUACAAAAAACUAUGUUCGAUAAAACUAUCAACUUAUUCGGCAUGGCAUAUCAUCUUGAUUUUUAUUCUUUCAACGAUUCAAUUCUUAUGGCACCAAGUGAUUCACUUUGUUGGCCAGAAACACAACAUUUACCACCUCGUUCAAGGUUAGGAAUCUCAGCGGAUGAAGCCUUUGCACUUGAUUCACUUUGUCUUCCUCAUUACGUUGCUACUCUUGGUCAUUUUAUGGAAACUUCUGGAUUGGAAACCAACUCUAACGCUCGUCAGCAGAUGUACCUCACUCUAGCACAUAGCUGGGUAGGUCGGCUUUUCGGAGCAUCUCCCAAUUCUUCGCCGCUCCCUGUACCGCCCAUAGUUCAUCAUCCUGCUUCGAAGAGCUCGAUCUACACAAGUUGGUGGCUCAUGAAUCCAGGGUUCACCUUAAAAUCGGCUUUGCAUAGUGGCCUUGAGGAAAUCGGACGUCGAAUCACUGGAUCCCCAAGCUCUUUCAUGAGUAACCCUCACAGGCAUUCGAAUUCUCCGUCUGCUGUUGCUGCUUCACAGCGGAAUUUGAUGAUCGAACGGCUUUCAUCAUUAUUCAACCUGGGAGGAAUUUAUGUAACGGAAAAUGUCGAUUGUCUUCGUCCUUACAAGGAUUGGAUCCUAUGGAAUGACAUUGAAGCUGGUGGUGAUGGAAGAUGGGCAGGUGGUCGAGCUCACCAUGUACCUUCUGCCGCAGCUGCUAGUCGUGCAGCUCCUAGCUUUGUGGUAGGAGUUCAAACAACUGUUUCUGAUUCUCAAACAAAUUGGGCAAGCAAGCAUUCAAGACCUCUUUCACUUUCGGAUUUAGCUUUUGCUUCGUCACCCGGACACCCAAUUGUACUUGAUAUGAUUCGAAGAAUCGCAAAGAGUGAGGCCGAGCCCGCUACUGCUUUAACUGACUCUGUUUUACAAUAUAUCACCAUCAUGACAGAAGGAAAUGUACAUUGGACUGAUUUGAGGGAUGUACCACCAGAAGGUUUGAGAUUUGGUGAUUUGUUACUCUUAUCUAAAGAUACCUUUGAAACAGAUGUUGGAGUAAUCAGUACCAAAAGAUCUCAAAUCAAUCGACUGUCUUGA
Molecule: messenger RNA, 1293 nt
Organism: Melampsora larici-populina 98AG31
Lineage: Eukaryota; Fungi; Basidiomycota; Pucciniomycetes; Pucciniales; Melampsoraceae
Exons: 3
Coding region: 1-1293 (430 amino acids)
Biological process (GO): protein N-linked glycosylation
Cellular component (GO): mannan polymerase complex
Molecular function (GO): alpha-1,6-mannosyltransferase activity
Source: RefSeq, a predicted model, not a curated record